AUGCUGAAUAUUUACCAGAUCCUCGUGCAGUCGCUAAAUAGUGAGGUGUGCGUGAGAUAUGUGCACAACAAGGAAAUAAAGACAGCCACAGGAAUACUGCACAGCCUAGAUGAGCACCUAAAUAUUGCACUGCGUGCAGAUAACGCUGUCACUAUAUUCUACACAAAAUAUAUCAUAGAAUGCAUUGUGAGUAAGAGUACAGAGCACAGUAAGUAG
This is a messenger RNA of Nematocida minor, 216 nucleotides long. RefSeq lists its product as uncharacterized. The coding region runs from base 1 to 216 and encodes 71 amino acids. The record is from RefSeq and is a predicted model, not a curated record. The transcript has a single exon. NCBI's taxonomy places the organism in Eukaryota, Fungi, Microsporidia.